AUGCCGUCCUUUGCCCACGACAGCUUCCAAACUGCGACGGCGACGCCCGUACACCCCCACUCGUUCGAUUCUACACACCACAAAUCUCAUGAGAAGAACUCCGUUGGUAACACCUUCCUGUGGACCAACUGGCCCGAGGAGAACGCGAACCACGACGCCCACCAGAAUGAUAGGCAAUUUCUCACAGACAUUAAGAACGGCAGUGCAUACUCCUUGAAUGGUCCUCGCUCUAGCGCCAGCUCCUACACACGCGAAACAUCUUACUCCAAGGACGACAGCAUGCACCCAAUGAGCAAUGGCAUCGCGAGAGAUCCCCGAGAUGCUGCUGCCCGGCCAUCGGCUAUGCUCGAUCGGAAACCAUCAGACGCGGGCCCCGGAGCUGGCUCCGUGGUAGCCUCGACUCCUAAUGGCAAUCAGGUCAAUGGAACGUCGUCAUGGAGCAACUAUCGGCCUGUCCAGGGAAGCCAACGACUAAUGGAGAUCAUCGUCAUUCCAAACCCAGAUGACGUUAGUCGUCAAUCCUUCGACCGCGAUCGGUUAUCGGUCUCGAAAUUGGGUGGCCACCGCCACUCAUCCCCUGCCAUACCCGUCUCUGCGAUCGAUACAAACGGUAUUAAUGAAUCUCAACAGUCGAGCAUGCGACAACGCCACUCAUCACAGGUUCCGCAAGCGUCAAAUGGCCGACGAAAUAGCCGUGACCUCGGUGAGGACACUGCGUACACCAGCGGCCGUAUGUCACCAACUGCCGGCGGACCACGGCGAACGUCAUUCAGUCUGAUGCGGCGGUCCAAGGUAAACCCGGAUUUGCCCGUAGAUGGUACGCCCCCGGAUGAAGAUGCAGCUCGGUGGGCAGAAGCAAUCAAACAGAAGAGGGCAACACGUCGACGGCGCGAGGACGAUGAUGACGAACGUGUCAUCGUCGGCACAAAAGUGGAUCAGAACCACGUCAACUAUGUGACAGCAUAUAACAUGUUGACGGGUAUCCGUUUCACAGUCUCGAGGAUCAACGCCAAGAUGGACAGGAUCCUCACUGAGGCAGAUUUCGACGCCAAACACAAGUUCUCCUUUGAUAUUACUGGAAAUGAACUGAUCCCCUCAGCCAAGUACGAUUUCAAGUUCAAAGAUUACGCACCCUGGGUGUUUCGACAUCUUCGAGCAAAGUUCCGCCUUGACCCUGCCGAUUACCUCAUGUCCCUGACCAGCAAAUAUAUUCUGUCCGAACUAGGCUCCCCUGGAAAGAGCGGCAGUUUCUUUUACUUCUCCCGCGACUAUAAGUACAUCAUCAAAACUAUCCACCACGCCGAGCACAAGCUCCUGCGAAAGAUACUGCCGGAAUACUACCGACAUGUGGAGAAGAACCCGAACACCCUCAUCUCUCAAUUCUACGGAUUACAUCGUGUGAAGAUGGCAUAUGGCCGCAAGAUUCACUUCGUUGUGAUGAACAACCUGUUUCCACCGCACCGGGAUAUCCAUCAAACGUUCGACUUGAAGGGCUCCACAAUUGGCCGAGAUCUUCAGGAGUCUGAUCUUGAGAAAAACCCACGGGCGACCAUGAAAGAUUUAAACUGGGCUCGGCGGAAUCGACACAUCCUUUGCGGACCUGCCAAACGAGAAUUCUUCAUUGAGCAAUUGAAACGAGAUGUCGAAUUACUGAAAAAGUUGAAGAUAAUGGACUAUUCUCUGCUCGUGGGGAUACACGAUGCGGAGCGAGGUAAUGAUGAGAAGUUACGUGACAAAACGUUGCAGGUGUUUCAACCGGGUGGUGGACGCGAGGAGGAUGCCAGCCCAAACAUGCUGAUGCGGACACCUUCUAAAUUAGAAAAUGAUCGCAAGGCCCGGGAGCUCCGGAUGCUUAUCAAACGUGAGCGUCCUGUGCCUUUGGAUAAAGCAACUGCAAAAAUGCCAGACGAAAUCCUCGACGAACGGCAAUACCAUAUAUUCUAUGCGGACGAUGGAGGUUUCCGAGCCACGCAUGAGAACGGUCAACCAGGAGAUGAAAUCUACUAUCUAGGAAUUAUCGAUUGUUUGACUCACUAUGGAUUCAUCAAGCGAGUCGAGAACUUUUUCAAGGGCAUGUCGCAUGAAAAGACACAGAUCUCGCCCAUUCCACCGGAGAAUUACGGAGAUCGCUUUAUCAAUUUCGUCAAGAGUAUCACCAUGUCUGGGGAAGAGGCCGAGCGCCAGAAGACAGAGGCUGAGUUAGCAGGCGAGCACGGAGAACCCCCACUAUCAUCCGAUGAACAGGCAGCCGAGAAGGAUGCAGCCAAGGAGGUACAUUCUCGCACUCUGGCUACCGUGAGGGACCCUUCAGACGCCGCUGGAUCUGGCCCAACCUCGACCCUUCCAAUCGUCGACGAGGCCGGCGAGGCGAGCAGUAUUGGAGGCCGUAGCUCACACAGCCGUGCUAGCCGAGCUGAUACUGAUAAGGACCUUCCACCCCUGCCACCACAGACUCCUGAAAAAGGCAAAGCGGCUGAUCGGGGAUAA
Molecule: messenger RNA, 2487 nt
Organism: Penicillium taxi
Lineage: Eukaryota; Fungi; Ascomycota; Eurotiomycetes; Eurotiales; Aspergillaceae
Product: 1-phosphatidylinositol-4-phosphate 5-kinase
Exons: 3
Coding region: 1-2487 (828 amino acids)
Biological process (GO): phosphatidylinositol metabolic process
Molecular function (GO): phosphatidylinositol kinase activity
Source: RefSeq, a predicted model, not a curated record